CUCAGGCUGCCCUGAGGAUCCGUGUUUGGUUAAAAAGGAGCCAAAUCCACCUGCAGGGCAGGCGGCUCUAGCAGCCCCGCCUGGCUUCCAGCACCCUGGUUCCCUGGCGACACUGGACCCGCCUGGGCUUCCUUGAUCCCAGCCCCACCCCUGAUUUCUGCUUUGCUGCCUCGGGAAGCCAUCGUGCCUCCCAAAACCUGAAUGUGGGCCUCUCGGAGCUCCUUCCUCAAUGAGUCUGCUGGGGACUGGGCCUUGCCUCCCUAACAAGUGCCAGGGACUCUGAACAUGUCGGGGAUCGCCCUCAGCAGACUCGCCCAGGAGAGGAAAGCAUGGAGGAAAGACCACCCGUUUGGUUUCGUGGCUGUCCCAACAAAAAACCCCGAUGGCACGAUGAACCUCAUGAACUGGGAGUGCGCCAUUCCAGGAAAGAAAGGGACUCCGUGGGAAGGAGGCUUGUUUAAACUACGGAUGCUUUUCAAAGAUGAUUAUCCGUCUUCACCACCAAAAUGUAAAUUCGAACCACCAUUAUUUCACCCGAAUGUGUACCCCUCGGGGACAGUGUGCCUGUCCAUCUUAGAGGAGGACAAGGACUGGAGGCCAGCCAUCACAAUCAAACAGAUCCUAUUAGGAAUACAGGAACUUCUAAAUGAACCAAAUAUCCAAGAUCCAGCUCAAGCAGAGGCCUACACAAUUUACUGCCAAAACAGAGUGGAGUACGAGAAAAGGGUCCGAGCACAAGCCAAGAAGUUUGCGCCCUCAUAAGCAGCGACCUUGUGGCAUCGUCAAAAGGAAGGGAUUGGUUUGGCAAGAACUUGUUUACAACAUUUUUGCGAAUCUAAAGUUGCUCCGUACAAUGGCGAGUCACCUGGGGGGGUUGGGCGGGCGCCAUCUUCCAUUGCCGCCGCGGGUGCGCGGUCUCAAUUCGCUGAAUUGCCCGUUUCCAUACAGGGUCUCUUCCUUCGGUCUUUUGUAUUUUUGAUUGUUAUGUAAAACUCGCUUUUAUUUUAAUAUUGAUGUCAGUAUUUCAACUGCUGUAAAAUUAUAAACUUUUAUACUUGGGUAAGUCCCGCAGCAGCGAGUGCUCGCUCCGGGAUGCAGGCAUGCUUCUCACCGUGCAGAGCUGCACUUGGCCCCGGCUGGCUGUAUGGAAACGCACCCUCCCUCUGCCGCUCCUCUCUAGAACCUGGGCUGUGCUGCUUUUGAGCCUCAGACCCCAGGUCAGCAUCUCGGUUCUGCGCCACUUCCUUUGUGUUUAUAUGGCGUUUUGUCUGUGUUGCUGUUUAGAGUAAAUAAACUGUUUAUAUAAAGGU
Molecule: messenger RNA, 1310 nt
Organism: Mandrillus leucophaeus (drill)
Lineage: Eukaryota; Metazoa; Chordata; Mammalia; Primates; Cercopithecidae
Gene: UBE2I
Product: ubiquitin-conjugating enzyme E2I
Exons: 7
Coding region: 286-762 (158 amino acids)
Biological process (GO): protein sumoylation
Cellular component (GO): nucleus
Molecular function (GO): SUMO conjugating enzyme activity
Source: RefSeq, a predicted model, not a curated record